This is a messenger RNA of Lactuca saligna, 2186 nucleotides long. NCBI's taxonomy places the organism in Eukaryota, Viridiplantae, Streptophyta, Magnoliopsida, Asterales, Asteraceae. The record is from the annotation of a GenBank genome assembly.
GUAUCACGUUGCUGAUGCGAAGAAAUAGCUUGCUGAAAGAACGAAAUGAGAAUUGACAAUCAGUGCCAUUUCAAGUCGUUAAACCCUCACUAUAAAGCCCUAACCAACGGAACCGCUAUUGAAACCGUCAGUAUAAAGCAAUGGCUUCUAAGGUACAUUCAGGGAGUGGAACCGCUAUUGAAACCCCCAAAACCGUGAUAGAUGACGAGAUUCGCGCCACUGACGCCAUAGAAACCGAGCGGGCGGUGGAAGCGGCGAAGGAGAAGGAGGUUGAGCAUCACCCCACGGUGGGAGUGAAAAUGAAAGAGACACUGGAGAAGGAGGCGAAGUCAGUAGCUGAUCACCUUACGGAGGUAGCGGGGGCUGCGGAAACAACGAUUCCUUAUAAGAAAUUGCCGGUAGAUUCUGUAAUUCGGAUUAUAGUGCCUGUGCAUAAAGUUGAGAGUAUUUUCGGCCGGAAUGGAGAUUUCAUCAAGAAGAUAUGCGAAGAGACUAAAGCUAACAUUCGUGUGCUGGAAGGACCCGAUUACGAUCCUAAAUGCAUUUACCCUGCGUCAUUUGGUAAUUCAGUAGCAUGUUUUAUUCACCAUGUAAAAUCGGUAGAAAUAUCUAGCAAGGAAGAUAUGGAGGCACCUUUGUCAUCUGCAAUGGAUGGUGUGAUAAGAUUAUUUAAAUGUGUGAAUGGAUUUCCAGAAAAUGAGAGUGAUGGUGUAGCAUCCAUUCCAUUUUGCUCAAGUCGACUAUUGUUAACAUCAAUGCAAGCCACAAGUCUGAUUGGGAAUCGAGGAUCCUCAGUCAAUACAAUACAGGACAACAUCGGUUGUUCUGUUCGUAUCCUACCUAGUGAUGAAGUAUCAACAUUAUCCGCCAACUCAGAUGAUAGAAUUGUAGAGUUAAAGGGAGAAGCUCUCAAGGUUCGGCAAGCUUUAGAAGCUGUUCAUAGACACCUGCACAUGUUUUCGGUUGAUCAUAGCAUCCCUCCUCUCUUUGAUUCAAACAUGGUUGAAGUGGCAAUGAAGAUGGCAGCUGAGGAACCCGUUAUAUGGACCGGGUCAAGUCGGGCUAUUUCCGGAGCGGGCCGUGCUUUUUACAGGCUAGACCGGGAUUUUUUCGGGCCGGCUCUCAUGCCAACCUUUUACCCCAUGUACGUACCGCCCCCUCCUCAUCAUUGUCGCAGACGCUGUCGCUGUCGACGCCGCCCAAUUUUGCCGCCACCAUCAGGUAUGGAAAGUAUGAACGGACCAAAACGAACUAGGUAUCUUUGGAAGGAUGACAUAGUUAAUACGUUUCUUGAUGCAUGUAUUCAUGAGAUCACCAACAAUGGCCGAGAAAACGGUAGUUUAAAAGCAGUUUCAUGGAAGAAAGUUGGGGAGAUGCUUAAAGAUAGACAUAACUUUCCUGUUGAUACUAAACAAAUGAAAAACUAUUUUGAUGGACUCAAGACCAAGUACAGAGCUUGGCUAUCACUGAAAAACAAAACCGACAACAAAUAUGAUCCUUCCACCAACAUGUUUAAUUUGACAGACAUUGAAUGGGAGACUGAAAUCAAGAAAAAUAAAUGCAUAGAAGAGUUGAGGGAUUCCCCCCUACGGUUUCCGGAUCUUUGUGCACAACUUUUUGACGGCGGUGUUGACCAGGCUUUGACCAAACCGGGACUGAGCCUCCCUACAUUGUCGCCGUCCCACGUCACUACCACCCCAUCAGAAAAUUAUAUUGUUUUUUCAUGUUCGGUUGAAGCAUCCCUUGAACCUCAAGCGGCAGAUGCUCUCAUUCCACCAUCUACCCAAACACUACCACCAUUACCCGCUACUGAAACACCAGCAGAACCACAAAAAGAACCAAUGGUUGAAGUACCACCGGAAAUGCCUCAAGUACAACCUGCAAGUGAAGUCGUGGUAAUAGAGACGAAACGACCAAUGUCGGUUUUUGAAGAAGAAAUGUUGGGUGUCUUGAAGAUGAUAGCUGAAAAGAUGAACAAACCUGAACCACCUUCAAAACCGACAUUUGAAGAUUGUGAAAAGAAGUUGAAUGAGCUUGGGUGGCCCAAAGAUGAUCCGCUCCAACUAGUUGCACUCACGAUUUUUUGUGACGAAAAUGAUAACUAUAGGGAAUGUUGGAUGAAAUUAGACCCGGAUGUGUGUGCUAAUUGGGUUAGAAUGAUUGGUCGUAGUAAAAGAUUCAGUUAG